GCUGCUGCACUGUGUCGAUGCCCAUCACUCAUCGUCAGGCAGUUAGACCACCUGUCGCUUUCCACUCAAAGUGCCCCCUUAACUCUUCACUCGGACUCUGCUAUUUUGUUGCCAUGGCAACAGCGGCCCCGCCCUUCCUCUUCCUCCUGCUGUGCUGGCUCCUCCAAGCGGCCUGCUCGGCGUUCCCAGAGGAACCCGGCCCGCUCAACUUCAUCCCCGCUGAAGUGUCGAGGCGCUAUCCGGUGUUUCUUGGCCGACCUCACCGCACGUGGCUGAGACAAGAGCCUCUCCACAUCCAGAGGGUCCUCCAAGUCAACCGAACGCUGUACAUUGGAGCCAGGGAUGACCUUUUCCGCGUGGAGCUGGACAUCGUGGCCGGAGAUGAGAUGUUCUACAGCAAGAAGAGAACAUGGGAGUCAAACAAGAACGACAUAAGGAUCUGCAGGAUGAAGGGCAAACAUGAGGACGAAUGCCGGAAUUUCAUGAAGGUGCUUCUCAGCAGGCGCGGGGGCUUGUUUGUGUGCGGCACCAACGCCUUCAACCCGCUCUGCGCCAACUAUACUGGCGACACUUUAGAGAUGGUCGGAGACCAAGUCAGUGGAAUGGCGAGAUGCCCUUAUGACCCCAAACAUGCCAACGUAGCUCUUUUUUGCAGUGUGUGUGUGUGUGUGUGUGUGUCAGAGGGCAAUCUGUUCACAGCCACAGUGACAGACUUUCUCGCCAUCGACGCAGUCAUAUACCGCAGCCUCGGGGACAGUCCAGCUCUUCGCACCAUCAAGCAUGACUCCAAGUGGUUCCGAGAGCCUUAUUUUGUCAGCGCUGUGGAGUGGGGGCCGCACAUCUACUUCUUCUUCAGAGAGAUAGCCAUGGAGUUCAACUACCUGGAGAAGGUGGUGGUGUCUCGCGUGGCUCGGGUGUGCAAACGGGACCAGGGCGGGUCUCAGCGCGUCCUGGAGAAGCAGUGGACGUCGUUCCUGAAGGCGCGGCUCAACUGCUCUGUUCCGGGAGAUUCGCACUUCUACUUUAACCUGCUGCACUCCACCAGUCCUGUCAUCAACAUGCACGGCCGGGACAUCAUCCUGGGGGUGUUCUCCACGCCGGCUAACAGCAUCCCGGGCUCAGCGGUGUGCGCCUUCGACAUGGAGCAGUUGGCGUCCGUGUUCGACGGCAGGUUCAAAGAGCAGAAAUCACCGGAGUCCAUUUGGACACCCGUUCCCGAUGAGGUCAUUCCCAAGCCCAGGCCCGGGGGUUGCGCCGUGCAGGGUUCCAGGUUCAAUUCCUCCAACUCAUUCCCCGAUGAGAUGCUGAACUUUGUCAAGACUCAUCCCCUGAUGGACGAGGCCGUGCCUUCGCUCGGGCAGAGACCGUGGAUAGUCAAGACCAUGAUCAAGUACCAGCUGAAUAAGAUCGUGGUGGAUUCGGAGGCCGGGCCGCAUAGGAACCGCACCGUCCUCUUCCUGGGCUCCAGCAGGGGGACUAUCCUCAAGUUUCUCAUCAUGCCCAAUGAGGACAACAUGGUCAGCAGCAGCAACGUCUUCUUGGAGGAACUGGAGGGCUUCAACCCAGACAAGUGUGCCGGAGACUCUCUGCAGGCCAGGCGGCUUUUGUCCCUGACUCUGGACCGGGUCAGUCACACCCUCAUCCUCGCCUUCCCUUCCUGCGUGGUCCAAAUACCGGUGGCCCGAUGUCAGCUCUACUCACGCUGCAUGAAGAACUGCAUCGCCUCCAGGGACCCGUACUGUGGCUGGACCCGAGGAAGCACCUGCUCCUUCCUGCGACCAGGGACCAGGCUGCCGUUUGAGCAAGAUGUGGAGCAGGGAAACGUGGCUCACUUGGGCGACUGCGAUGGUAAGUGCACUUAUUUGUGUGAGCCAACGUAUCACGCAUACGCGCAUUCACCGAACCCUUGAUUAGUGAAAAUUGUU
Messenger RNA from Nerophis ophidion (straightnose pipefish), 1925 nucleotides. RefSeq names its product sema domain, transmembrane domain (TM), and cytoplasmic domain, (semaphorin) 6Bb (gene sema6bb). Gene Ontology annotation, biological process: negative chemotaxis; semaphorin-plexin signaling pathway; neural crest cell migration. Gene Ontology annotation, molecular function: chemorepellent activity; semaphorin receptor binding. Lineage: Eukaryota; Metazoa; Chordata; Actinopteri; Syngnathiformes; Syngnathidae. The record is from RefSeq and is a predicted model, not a curated record. Bases 18 to 1910 code for a protein of 630 amino acids. The transcript has 16 exons.